Panicum virgatum (switchgrass) is the source of this 1913-nucleotide messenger RNA. RefSeq names its product probable aspartyl protease At4g16563. Lineage: Eukaryota; Viridiplantae; Streptophyta; Magnoliopsida; Poales; Poaceae. Gene Ontology annotation, molecular function: aspartic-type endopeptidase activity. The transcript has a single exon. The coding region runs from base 183 to 1694 and encodes 503 amino acids. The record is from RefSeq and is a predicted model, not a curated record. Gene Ontology annotation, cellular component: extracellular region. Gene Ontology annotation, biological process: proteolysis.
GCGUUGCAUGCACCGUCCCCGGACGGGCUUCCCGCUUCCCCCACGCGCGAUGGCCCCAGCGGCGCCGCGCCGUCUCCGGCCGAAAACCCCUCCCAAGCCAAAACCCCCACGGCCACGAGAGCAGAGCAGAGCAUCGGCGCCAAUCGCCAGGCCCAGAAUACCCGACGAUUCCACAAGCGACAAUGCAACCAGUCAUGCGGCUCCUCUGCCUGGUCGCGCUGCUCGCCCUCGGGCUCCUCCUCCCGCACCGCCAGUGCCACGGCCUGCUCGUCCCGCUCACCAACACCCUCUCCUCGCUCCGCAGCGGCAACGGCACCACGCCCGUCCCCGUCCACCACCUCCUCCGCUCCUCCUCCCUCCGCUCGGCCGCGCGCCACCGCCGACACCGCGCGCGGAGAGGCCUGCGACCGCCCCAGCCCCCCGCGCACCGCCAGCUCUCGCUCCCGCUCUCCCCGGGCAGCGACUACACGCUCUCCCUGUCCGUGGGCCCGGCGUCCGCCGCGGCGCCGGUGCCGCUCUUCCUCGACACGGGCAGCGACCUCGUCUGGUUCCCCUGCGCGCCCUUCACCUGCAUGCUCUGCGAGGGCAAGCCCACGCCGGGCGGCUCCGCGCCUCUGCUGCCGCCGCCGGACUCGCGGCGCGUCCCCUGCGCGUCGCCGCUCUGCUCGGUGGCGCACGCCUCGGCGCCGCCCUCCGACCUCUGCGCCGCGGCGGGGUGCCCGCUGGAGGACAUCGAGACGGGCUCGUGCGGCGCGGCCUCCCACCCGUGCCCGCCGCUCUACUACGCGUACGGGGACGGCAGCCUUGUGGCCCACCUCCGGCGCGGCCGCGUCGGGCUGGCCGCGUCCGUGGCCGUGGAGAACUUCACCUUCGCUUGCGCGCACAUGGCCCUGGGCGAGCCCAUCGGGGUGGCCGGGUUCGGGCGCGGCCCGCUCUCGCUGCCGGCGCAGCUCUCCCCGUCGCUCUCCGGCAGGUUCUCCUACUGCCUCGUGUCUCACUCCUUCCGCGCCGACCGGCUCAUCCGCCCGAGCCCCCUCAUCCUGGGCCGCAGCCCGGACGACGCCGCUGGCCUCGGCGCCACCGCCGGGGCCGGCGGCUUCGUGUACACGCCGCUGCUGCACAACCCGAGGCACCCGUACUUCUACUCCGUGGCGCUGGAGGCGGUCUCGGUGGGCGCGAUGAGGAUCCCGGCCCGCCCGGAGCUCGGGCACGUGGACCGCGCCGGGAACGGCGGCAUGGUGGUGGACUCGGGCACGACGUUCACGAUGCUGCCCAGCGAGACGUACGCCCGGGUGGCCGAGGCGUUCGCCCGCUCGAUGGCCGCGGCGGGGUUCGCGCGCGCCGGGCGCGCCGAGGCGCAGACGGGGCUGAGACCGUGCUACCGCUACGCCGCCACGGACCACGGCGUGCCGCCGCUGGCGCUCCACUUCCGUGGCAACGCGACGGUGGCGCUACCCCGGCGGAACUACUUCAUGGGGUUCAGGAGCGAGGGGGGUGGCGGCGGCGGUGGCGUGGGGUGCCUGAUGCUGAUGGACGGCGGGGACGCAUCCUCCGGGGACGGCGACGGGCCCGCCGGCACGCUGGGCAACUUCCAGCAGCAGGGGUUCGAGGUGGUGUACGACGUGGACGCCGGCCGCGUCGGGUUCGCGCGGCGCCGGUGCACGGACCUCUGGGACUCGCUGUCGCGCCGGUGAUACACCCCAGUUCAUCAGUGUCCGCGCGUUAUUUCUGUAUGAUCACUUAGCUUAGCAUUUCCCCUCUUGUACAGAGCAGCUGCCGCCACUUGUGUUUAGUGCGCUGUGUGUGUAGGAUCACGCACCAUCACCUCUGUUGUUUGCUGUGUGUGUUUAUUCUCCUUUCUCAUGUUGUUCUUGUUGGUAAAUGGAAUCUUCAGUGCCCAGCAUUGUCCAUAA